Panthera uncia (snow leopard) is the source of this 6755-nucleotide messenger RNA. RefSeq names its product protein kinase AMP-activated catalytic subunit alpha 1 (gene PRKAA1). Gene Ontology annotation, biological process: intracellular signal transduction; protein phosphorylation; cellular response to glucose starvation. Gene Ontology annotation, cellular component: cytoplasm. Bases 2459 to 4072 code for a protein of 537 amino acids. The record is from RefSeq and is a predicted model, not a curated record. Lineage: Eukaryota; Metazoa; Chordata; Mammalia; Carnivora; Felidae. Gene Ontology annotation, molecular function: AMP-activated protein kinase activity; ATP binding. The transcript has 10 exons.
ACACACACACACACCAGCAUCGGUAGAUCUCAAGUUUAUAAGGGUAGGCCACAAAAAACAAAGAAGUAGAAGAACAUGUACAGUCAUGCUGUUUAUAUAAUUUUUUUAAAUUCUUUUUUGGGGGGUAUUUGUUUAUUUUUGAGAGAGAGAGAGCACGAGCAGAGGAGGGGCAGAGAGGGAGACACAGAAUCCGAAGUAGGCUCCAGGCUCCUAGCUGUCAGCACAGAGCCUGACUUGGGGCUUGAACCCACGAACUGUGAGAUCAUGACCUGAGCCUAAGUUGGACGCUCUACCGACUGAGCCACUCAGGCUCCCCAUAUAAAUUUUAAAGUCAUGCAAAAACACUCAGACAUUCCUAAUGCGAGUAAAUUGGUACAGUGUUUAUUAAAGUUAACCCACCAAUUCAACUUCUAGGAAUUUAUCUUAUAGAUACACUCCUAUGUGAAAUAAUGAGUUAUUCAUUGAUAUAUUGUUUAUAGAUACAAGAGGUUGAAAGUAACUUUUCUAAUAGGAUAGUAGUUAAAUUAUGGUCAGCUGUGCAGUGAUACAUCCUGCAAACGUUAAAAACAAAAGUAGGAGACUUUAUAUAAUUUCGGGAACAAUUUCUAAGGUGUAUUUUUAGGGGGAGAAAUACGGCUAGUCAAACAAAUGUGUAUAGUAUACCUACCAUUUGUGUAUAAAAAAACAGGAGCCAAAAGGUAUUUAAGUGUAACUACUUGCAUAUGUGUGGAGUGUUCCUUUAAAGAUACACGUAAAACAGUUACAUUAGUUGGUCAGUUACAUUAUAUUAGAUACACAUAAAACAGCUACAUUAGGUAGCAGGGGGACAUUUCACUGUAUAUCCUUUUGUAGUGUUUAAUGGUCUGGUGCAGGUAUUACGUUUUGAAAAGAAUGUAUAAAGUUUGUAGAAAUAAACAUAGGGAAAACAUUGUUAAAAUAUUGUUUAUGUGUUCCUGUAUGUGGAGCAGACAAACAUUCAAGGUAGUGGUUACCUCUGGGAAGGGGGAGAGGAGCAAGGGAUCUAGGAGGAGGCGUUCAGAGCUUCUCCUGCAUUUGCAUUUUUGCAGUGUUGUGUUGGCCGACUGGUGGUGGGUGGCACAUGGCGGACAUCUGGUUUGCCGUUUGGGAUGCUUGAAGUGUUUUGUUAAGAAAACCUACCUUUCUCACAUUUCCACCUUUUAAAACUCACUCCUCUCUAGGAUUAUUUCCCUUCUGCUUUAAGAUACGAGAUUUUCUGACUCUUAGAAUUUUAGAGUUGGUAGCUAAUCGUUGACGAAUCUGCUGUUCGUGUGAGGGAGAUGUGAAUUCUGGGAGCCUGUGCUGUGAGUGGCCUACAAGCCUUCCAUGGCAGAAAUACCCGUUUCCAUUUUGUUCAAAAACGGUAUCUUAGCACUACUGGAAAGCAGUGACAGUCUCAAGAGCAAAUUUUGAGCUUUGGGAGGGGUGUGUGGUUGACUUGAUGCCUAUUUUGCCGACAAUAGGGUCCGCUUGUUACUGUUGACUGACUGUGUAGCAGCAGUUAAUUUGGCUGCAACUGAGUUUAGUCAAUGCAGAAUCUUUUGCUUAGUUUUGAGAAAGCAGUUCAGAGUUUGAUACCGUGCCAAACCUUUUUCCCAGUUCUGCAGAGAUAGAUGGUAGAAUACGUAGGUCUUAAGACUCGGAGUCAGAAGACCUAUCCCAACUUGAUCAUAUAAUAGCUUUACUUCAUCGAAUUACAUAAUCGCUCAGAGCCUCCUAAUUACCUGUAUCAUAGGUUUGUUGUGAGGCUCAAAUGUGAUAAUGUGUUUUUUUCCUAAGCUGUUAUAUACUAUAUUUUCAAAAGUUUUAUGCUACUGAAGUUCUAAUAUUGAAGUUUGUUGGUAAUUGGGUUCAAGGCAAAUAUUUGUUCCCAUAAUUAAGGAAAAGAACAGAUUACCGUAUCAUAGCUUUAAAUUACCAAGCUUUUGCUGGGAAGAAAGAGGAAGAAAGACAAUAUUCAGAAGGGCUAUUGCCUACCCUAAAAGAGAAAAUAUUUGAGUCAUCAGUGUUGGGACAUUAUUUGAAAACCUCAGAGGGAAAAGCCUGUAUCCAAAGAAGACAGAUUAAAAAUGUUUAACUGGUUUCUCUACCCGGUGCUUCAGAGCCAUUAUUGUGUUAAUAUUCAUAGUGCUUUCCCAAAAGGGAGAACAUACAUCCUGUCCCAAAUGUGUCUUCUGUCCUAGUAUAUUGUAGGGCAUACUUCAUAAAAUUCAUUGUGAUAAUUUUAGUUUUAUGAUUUUUCUAGCCUAUAGAAAAUUCAAAUUCCCAAAUUAGAACAUUGGAGAGGGGGCUGUAAGAGUUGACUCCUGAUAGGCUGUGAAGGGGAGGACACAACUUCAAAAUGCAGAAAACCAUGGAGCUGGAACAAAUAGCCUAGGAGUAAGAAGUCCUAUCCUGCUAACUCCCACAGAUGUCACUGUGUGAAGGCACAGAGGAGUAAAUGACGCUCAUACAAGUUGGCAAACAUGAAUUGACUGGGCACAAAGUUGCUGUGAAGAUACUCAAUCGACAGAAGAUUCGAAGCCUUGAUGUGGUAGGAAAAAUCCGCAGAGAAAUUCAGAACCUCAAGCUUUUCAGGCAUCCUCAUAUAAUUAAACUGUACCAGGUCAUCAGUACACCAUCUGAUAUUUUCAUGGUGAUGGAAUAUGUCUCAGGAGGAGAGCUAUUUGAUUAUAUCUGUAAAAAUGGAAGGAAAUCUGAUGUACCUGGAGUAGUAAGAACAGGCUCCAUGAAGGAGCUGGAUGAAAAAGAAAGUCGGCGUCUGUUUCAACAAAUCCUUUCUGGUGUGGAUUACUGUCACAGGCAUAUGGUGGUCCAUAGAGAUUUGAAACCUGAAAAUGUCCUGCUUGAUGCACACAUGAAUGCAAAGAUAGCUGAUUUUGGUCUUUCAAACAUGAUGUCAGAUGGUGAAUUUUUAAGAACAAGCUGUGGCUCACCCAACUAUGCUGCACCAGAAGUAAUUUCAGGAAGAUUGUAUGCAGGUCCAGAGGUAGACAUAUGGAGCAGUGGGGUUAUUCUCUAUGCUUUAUUAUGUGGAACCCUUCCGUUUGAUGAUGAUCAUGUGCCAACUCUUUUUAAGAAGAUAUGUGAUGGGAUUUUUUAUACCCCUCAGUAUUUAAAUCCAUCUGUGAUUAGCCUUUUGAAACAUAUGCUACAGGUGGAUCCCAUGAAGAGGGCCACAAUCAAAGAUAUCAGGGAGCAUGAAUGGUUUAAACAAGAUCUUCCAAAAUAUCUCUUUCCUGAGGAUCCAUCAUAUAGUUCAACCAUGAUUGAUGAUGAAGCCUUAAAAGAAGUGUGUGAAAAAUUUGAAUGCUCAGAAGAGGAGGUUCUCAGCUGCCUUUAUAAUAGAAAUCACCAGGACCCGUUGGCAGUUGCCUAUCACCUCAUAAUAGAUAACAGGAGGAUAAUGAAUGAGGCCAAAGAUUUUUACUUGGCAACAAGCCCACCUGAUUCUUUUCUCGAUGAUCAUCAUUUGACUCGGCCCCAUCCUGAAAGAGUACCAUUCUUGGUUGCUGAAACGCCAAGGGCACGCCACACCCUCGAUGAAUUAAACCCACAGAAAUCAAAACACCAAGGUGUAAGGAAAGCAAAAUGGCAUUUGGGAAUUAGAAGUCAAAGUCGACCGAAUGAUAUCAUGGCAGAAGUUUGUAGAGCAAUUAAACAACUGGAUUACGAAUGGAAGGUUGUAAACCCAUAUUAUUUGCGUGUUCGAAGGAAGAAUCCUGUAACAAGUACAUACUCCAAAAUGAGUCUACAGUUAUACCAAGUGGAUAGUAGAACGUACUUACUGGAUUUCCGUAGUAUUGAUGAUGAAAUUACUGAAGCCAAAUCAGGGACUGCUACUCCACAGAGAUCAGGAUCAGUUAGCAACUAUCGAUCUUGCCAAAGGAAUGAUUCAGAUGCUGAUGCUCAAGGAAAAUCCUCAGAAGCUUCACUUACCUCAUCUGUGACCUCACUUGACUCUUCUCCUGUUGACUUAACUCCAAGACCUGGAAGUCACACGAUAGAAUUUUUUGAAAUGUGUGCGAAUCUAAUUAAAAUUCUUGCACAGUAAACCUAAAACUUUGCUUAUUUCUUUGAUAGCAAUAAGCAUGCAUAAAAAAUCAUAGCCAAAUGCUUCCAUUUAUAAUCAAGUUAUACAUAAUUAUAACUGAGGAUUGGCCUUUUGGAAUGCAAUUUGCACAGGAAUUGGAACAUGAUUAAUAGUUAAAAGCCUAAUGUGCAAAAAUGAAUUAAGAUAAUUUUGUUCAUUGUUCAGUAGGCAUAUAGCAUAAUGUAAUUUUCACAAUGAAUUAUAGGUCUCUCAGGCUCACUUGAUUUUUGGCUGUUUUAUAUUUAAUGUAUACAGGGCUUUGUAGAAUAUUAGUUUACCAUAAAGGCCUUCAUGUAUUAUUACAAGUUGAUAUGUUCUAUAAUUGCUUCAUAAAUUUAUUCAAUAAAUAUUUGCCUAGAAUCCCCAGAGACCUUUAUAGGUGAUUUGUUUUGGGGGGAUCCUGAACUUCUUACAUAGCAGGUAUUUUCCAGUAGUGACAGGCUGGACAACUCUUCCAUAUCUCUUCCCUUAAUAUUCUUUAGUAUACGGUAAGCAUAUCAAAGAUUAAAUUAGACAUAAUUAAAAUCUUUUCUUUAGCUUGAUAAAUCCAAAAACACACAGAACUUACAUAUUCAGAUACUCUAGGCACUAAGUUAAAUCUUAAAAUUUGUCUCACUAUAUUCUGUACAUAAAUUUCUCUUUUUGUCCCAAGAGCUGAGUUGCAUAUGCUAUAAAUAAAUCAUGUUUUUGUCAAUCUCACAAAUUCCGCUGCUCAUGUCCGUCAGUAUUGAAUGUAUACAAAAAUUUCUAGUCAUUCAAUUAUGUAUCUUUUAAAUUGAUUUAGCACACAGAAUAUUUCCUACCAUUUAAAUGCUCAUAUAAGACUUUUUCUCCCAAAUUUUAUCGUGACCAUUUUUAAAAACAAAAAUAAAAAGGCUAUAGGGUGAUCACAUGUGUAUCUACCACUUAGAUUCAACACUGGUUAACAUUUUGCCACAUUUGCUUUAUAUCUAUGUAUGUAUAUAGACAUAGUGUACAUAUGUACGUGUAUAUAGAUAUAUAUGUUUUUUUCUCCUUGAACCGUUUGGAUGUUGCUGACAUACUUAUCACCCUCAACAUUUCAAGCAUCUCCUAAAAAAAAAUAUUUUCCUAAAAAAACAUAAUACUAUUAUCAGAUUAGUAAUUCCCUAAAGUCAUCUAAUCAUGCAUAUUUAGGUUUCCCCAGUUGUCUUCCAAAUUUCUUUUAUAGCUAUUUCAAACCAGGAUUCAGUGAAAAUUUAGACAUUGCCAGGUAUGACAUUAUUACUUCAAUAAAAUAAUGGAACGAAUCAGUUAGUGCUUCUAAAUGGUCACAUUUGUUUUAGAUUUUAAUCAUUUUUUAAAAAGUAGCAUUAUGGGAACUGCCUAAAGAUGCUUAAUUAAUCUUUGUAAGAUCUCUAUACUUUCUUUUCCUUGAUCCUUCCUUUUUCCUAGUAGCAUUCCAUAAUAGUUGUAAAUGAAGAUUUAAAGUCACUUCAGUUAAAAUUGGUGUCCUGUGUAUGCUAAUAAAAAAUAAAAAGUACUAUAUCACCCAUAAUUGCCUUAUACUAUUUUAACUUCAAGGUAUUGAUUUUCUUUGGUAUCAAUCAUUUUUCCAUUGCAGAAGAGCUAUCUUAUUUCUCAUUUAAUACUUUUGUAUUAUAGGACUAUUUUUGGCAAAUACAGUGAACACCUUUGUAACCAGACAGUAAUAUACUCAAGUGUCUUGAUAGCUUGCACAGUUAACUAUAGUUGUAGAUUUGGUUCCAGUACCCCUAGAAACAUGCAGUGAAUUCAAAAGAAAAAUCUUGCUUAUGUCCAGGACUUAUCUAUUCAACUUAGAAUCUGAAAGCUGUAUAAAAUAAUAGGAGUGCAACUUAAAUACUAAGUUCAAAACUGUAUAACUUGUAUGUGGCCCUGCAUUUUUGGGAUAUUGAUUUAAUGUAGGGUCUCUAAAUGCAGCAUUAUGUUCCUGAUGUUAAGAACAGAAGACUGUAUUUUUGAAAAGUUACAGAUUUGUACAUAGAACUAAGACAUUGUCAGAAUGUCUCUAUAAGCUGUUGUGGGGAGGUGGUGGGGCAGUGGGGGGGGGGAUUGAAAGGAGGAACCAAUUAAAUAGGACCUUCUAAAAUUGUUAAUUUUGUAAACUUUGCUGCUUGUUAAGUUAUUGUGAUUCCUUUUAGUUACUGAGUUUUAUUUUGAAGAUAUUUAAAUAUUGCACUUGUACAAAUAGUAUGAUAAACGCACAGAUUAUUGCAGCAGAUUCUUUUUUAAGCUGGGAUAUUUGAAAUGACAACUUUUGGUUGAAUAUGUCGAGGCUGCAUCAGAAUUUUCAAAAAUUUAUUGUAGUUUGCAAAUUCUUACUAACUGAAGAUGUAAGGGAGUCAAUGCAAAUGAUUUUUAAUCUUUUUUUAUUAUCUUUUCAGCAAUUUAUAUUUUUUGUGAUUUAUGCAACCAUAUUUUUACUUUGUCUUGACAACUGAAAGAUGUAUAAGGUUUUUGCCAGAAAUGUACUGUAUACAUAGUUUUAAAUAUAACAGAUUUUACUGAUAUGUAAAAAUUUUGCCAUUAAAAUAAAUGAUUUCUCACCAAGAGGAAAUUUUCUACCAGGUUGGGGGAUAUGGGAGCUUAAUAUAUCUAAUUUAAAAUAAUUUCACUGAAAUAAAUUCCAUUGCUUUUACUUUGA